AUGUCCAUCACAGAACUCGCCGUCCUUAAACUCAACCAACCCAUCCUCACCAACCCCUUUCCCAGGUUAUUCAACCUUGUCAUAAGCCGACAGUCUGCCUGGUCGGGCUUCCCAUUAUUCUACUACUCCGAACCCCAGAUCGAAGACACAGUCUACCUAAUUUCAGGAUGGAAGGACGCCAGCUCGCACUGGGAAUGGAUAAAGAGUGACGGCAACCAGGAGCUUCUGACCCUAUUCAAGCCAUACAUCGUCGACAUGAAACUUCACCACUUGAACAUCCCGUUCAUCUCGUUCUUGGAGGACAGCAAAGUGGUCGUUUGGCGCCAGACCGCGGCAGCAACUCUAAAGGAGAGACCAUAUCUACUGGACCUACCAGACUCCAGCACCCAUUUGCUGUGGGAAGGCCGGGGUCCGACGAAGAAGACGAUACAAUGGUGCACCAGCUGA
Molecule: messenger RNA, 447 nt
Organism: Coprinopsis cinerea okayama7#130
Lineage: Eukaryota; Fungi; Basidiomycota; Agaricomycetes; Agaricales; Psathyrellaceae
Exons: 1
Coding region: 1-447 (148 amino acids)
Source: RefSeq, a predicted model, not a curated record